CGCAAGAAGAACUCAACCAAUUCUAAUGAGGUUAGGUUUGGGAUCUUGUACCUCGACAUAUAGACUAGCCAGUUAUUGGAUCUAAGUGGGUCUUUAGGAAUAAAUCGAAUGAAAUAUGUAACAUCACUAGAAGAAGGAAUAAAUUUUGAAGAAACCUUUGCACCAGUAGCCCAGAUAGAAGCAAUUAGGUUACUCUGUGCAUAUGCUAGUACAAACAAAAUCAAGUUAUAUCAAAUGGAUGUCAAAAGUGCAUUUCUAAAUAGCUUUCUAAAUGAAGAUGUUUAUGCUGAACAACCUCCUAGUUUGUAAAAUCAAUUCAUUCCCGAUCAUGUCUACAAACUUAAAGAGACUGUGUGGACUGAAACAAGCUCCUAGAGCAUGGUAUGAGAGAUGAAGUACUUUCCUAUUAUAACACAACUUCACUAGAGGAUCCAUAGAUACAACUCUAUUUCUUCGGCAUUCUUCCUUAGGUAGUCUCAUUGUUCAAAUCUAUGGGGAUGGCACGGUAUUUGGGGCCACAUCAGAAACCUCUGCACUGAAUUCGACAAGCUCAUGCAGAGUAGCUUUGAAAUGAGUAUGAUGGGAUAAUUAACUUUCUUUCUGGGUCUCCAAAUUCAUCAAACUCCGGCUGGGAUAUUGAUACAUCAAAGCAAGUAUUUCACUUCCUUGGUAGUGAUAGACCGUUAGUUACACAUGUUUUCACCCCUGUUCUUACACCGUUUGAGAUGUGGUUUCUCGUGUUUUAGACCGAUUUCACGCUAGGUUGUGCUUGUUUGUGAUAUUUCAGGUCCUGGCAAGUGAAUGAAGGUUUAGGAGCGAGUUCGGGGUCGAUUGGGCGAAGAUCGGGCGCGAGACAAGUCGCAAAGGAGGUCACACGGGCUACCCUGAUGUUCACACGGCCGCGCGAGAGGCCAGUCUGGCCGUGUGACAUUCUGCGAGAGCAGACACGGGCAGAGCAGCAGAUUGACACGGCCGUGCAAGUGGCCGGGUUGGCCGUGCCACAUUCGCCGAGAGCAGACACGGGCAGAAGGAAGUCACACACGGCCGUGCCACCCUGGCCGUGUAAGAAGCCUGGAAUUCGACUAAGUGAUACGAUGCGUUUUGCCUCACACGGGCAACUGGGUAGGCCACACGGCCGUGCCACCCUGCCCGUGUGAGUCGGGAUUUUCUGCUUAAAACCCGAUUUUCAGCCAAAGGAGAGGGGAGAGCUGGGUUUUGGAUCCCAAACACCCAAGGGACGAACCAAAGAGAGAGAGGGCGAUUUGAGGGCAUUCUUGGAGUGGAUUUGGGGGAUUUCUUUGCCUUGGAAGCUCGAGGAACAAGCCCGGACUUGAAGACUGAUCAUCUGAAGAUUCUUACUGCAGUCUCUCUCUUCUCUAUGGAGUAACUUCCCUUCACUUAGGUUUUGAGGAACCCUAGCUAUGUUUGUUUGAUUGGAUGAUUGUAUGAGUACUCUGACUGGAUAAUCUUGAGUUCAUAUUCAAUCUAUGCAUGUUUUCAUGAUUCAAUUCUGCUUUAAUCGAGAUUAUUGAUUCUGCUUUGAUUCUAUGAGAGGGAAUACCUGAUUAGGUCAAUAGAGCACCAUAGAUUGAUAGUAGUGGAUCGAUUGCUUUAGUCGAGGGUUGAUUCACUGCUUUGUAUCGAUUGAGAACCUCUUUCGAUAGAGGGAGUCUAGUUCAGAACGCCUUGAUCAGUUGUUCUAGAGAAGGAUACGUCCCUCUAGGCAAUUGACUCAAGAGGGCCUUGUUCCUUUAGUCGAGACUCAAGGUCUACUCAAGGAUUCUCCGCAUUGUGAAUGAAAGUGAAACAAGUUG
Linum trigynum is the source of this 1814-nucleotide messenger RNA. Lineage: Eukaryota; Viridiplantae; Streptophyta; Magnoliopsida; Malpighiales; Linaceae. The record is from the annotation of a GenBank genome assembly.